AUGAAUAUUAUGGCACAUAAUGGAUGGAUAAUGAAUGAUGAUCCACGACGAAAUUUUGCUGAUGAAGGUCAAGAUGUUUAUUUAUGUCGUGAUUUAAUUCCUUGGUGUGAUUUAAUUAAAUUACGUUUUGGAAAUAAACGUGAAGAAUGUUCGGAUAUUUUAUAUUCUUAUAUGAAAGAAUAUACACGAUUAAUUGUUAAAAUCUUUCAUGGUUGUCGAUUAGAUAAUUGUCAUUCAACACCUAUUUGGUUUGCACAAGAAAUGAUGGAUUAUGCAAGAGAAAUUAAACCAAAUUUUUAUAUUAAUGCAGAAUUAUUUACAGGAAAUAUUUCAAUUGAUAAUUAUUUUAUUAAUCAAAUUGGAAUUGAGUCAAUUGUAAGAGAAUCUUAUCGUGCAUUUAAUCCAUAUGAAUUAGGUGAAAUGAUUUCAACAAUAAGUCAAUCAAAUCCAAUUGGUUCAUUUAUUCAAUUGAAUAUUUUACCAUUAAAAUCNGUGAGGGUAUGA
Adineta ricciae is the source of this 504-nucleotide messenger RNA. NCBI's taxonomy places the organism in Eukaryota, Metazoa, Rotifera, Eurotatoria, Adinetida, Adinetidae. The record is from the annotation of a GenBank genome assembly.